Molecule: messenger RNA, 375 nt
Organism: Haemonchus placei
Lineage: Eukaryota; Metazoa; Nematoda; Chromadorea; Rhabditida; Trichostrongylidae
Source: the annotation of a GenBank genome assembly
AUGGGCCACUAAAUCAGUUUGUGUCAACUCUUCAUCUGUCACGGCAAACGCAUCAUUGAAAAUGGACAUCAAUUCGAUAGCUUUAUCCGUCAGUUGCGAUCUCUGCUUUAUUACUUCGAAGAAAUCAUCAAACUCUUUGUCGUCGGUCUUUGCUUCCGUUGUACACACCCAUUUUUCUACCAAUGCAGCACAAGAUCCGGGCGGCUUCUCGGCUCAUGCUGCUGCCGUCACAGCUUUCGCUUGCGACUGUGGGGUCCGACAAUCUCUGGCCACGUGGCCUGGCUUCCCACAAGCAAAGCAUGGGCGCGACUCUUUUCUUGCACCAUUUUUGCCGAACUGUGCGUUUUUGUUUUUGGUGCGACUGAUCCCAGUUGA